Molecule: messenger RNA, 2541 nt
Organism: Erigeron canadensis
Lineage: Eukaryota; Viridiplantae; Streptophyta; Magnoliopsida; Asterales; Asteraceae
Product: TOM1-like protein 9
Exons: 10
Coding region: 278-2209 (643 amino acids)
Biological process (GO): protein transport to vacuole involved in ubiquitin-dependent protein catabolic process via the multivesicular body sorting pathway
Molecular function (GO): ubiquitin binding; phosphatidylinositol binding
Source: RefSeq, a predicted model, not a curated record
AUAAUAAUAAUUAAAAAUAGUUAGAAAGAAGAAACAGCGAUCACAGAUCGAAAACCCACCCACCAAAAUCAAACAAACAGGAUUUUAGAGAUAAACAACUACUACUUCUACUACCAGUAUUAUUUUUUAUUUUAUAUUAUUUUUAUUUGAUUGAAUUUUGAUAAAUAACAUUUUAGAUAUUUGUGAUCUGAAGAAGAUCGGUGGGUGGGGGAUUUGAUUUUAUAAAAUAAUAAUAUCAAAUAUCAAAUAGAAGAAGAAGAAAGAAGAAGAAAAAAAAAUGGUGAAUUCAAUGGUGGAAAGAGCAACAAGCAGUAUGUUAAUUGGGCCUGAUUGGGCCAUGAAUACUGAGAUCUGCGAUAUCUGCAACCACGAUCCUGCGCAAGCCAAGGAUGUUGUGAAAGGCAUAAAAAAACGUCUUGGAAGCAAGAAUCCAAAAGCUCAGCUUCUUGCGUUAACUCUUUUGGAAACAAUUAUGAAGAACUGCGGAGAUUUUGUCCAUAUGCAUGUAGCUGAGCGAGAUCUGCUUCAUGAGAUGGUGAAAAUAGUUAAGAAAAAGUUGCAGCCUGAUUUUCAUGUAAAAGAGAAGAUCUUAAUUCUAAUAGAUACUUGGCAAGAAGCUUUUGGAGGGGCAAGAGCAAGGUAUCCUCAGUAUUACGCAGCAUACCAUGAGUUAUUGCGUCUAGGGGCAGUAUUUCCUCAGAAGUCUGACAGACCAGCACCUGUCUUGACAAACCCACAAACACAGACCAGGUCAUCAUAUGGAAAUAAUCCAGAAAAUGGGAAUGCAGCAGCUGAGUCGUCUGCGGACGCUGAGUUUCCAUCUUUAAGCUUGACCGAGCUCCAGAAUGCACGUGGUAUCAUGGAUGUCCUUGCAGAAAUGUUGAGUGCAAUAGAUCCAGAAAAGAAUGAGGGGCUCAGGCAAGAGGUCAUCGUAGACUUGGUGGACCAGUGUCGUACCUACAAACAAAGAGUGGUACACCUUGUGAACUCAACUUCGGACGAAUCACUAUUAUGUCAGGGUUUAGCUUUGAAUGAUGACCUGCAGCGGGUUCUAUCUAAGCAUGAAUCACUUGUUUCUGGAACUCCUGUUCCAUCAGAAAGUUCAAAGCCUGAAACCAGUAAAGCAUUGGUACCUGUUGAUUCUCCUCUUAUUGAUACAGGAGACACCACACAACCUACACCAAGGUCUACCCCUGACAGUGGUGGUGUUGCAGACUUACUUGCUAUAACUCCAGUUACAACAAAUGACCCCUCAGCAGAAACUCCAGCAAAAGUCAGCCCCAAGUUUGACCUUUUGAGUGGUGAUGACUUCAGCUCACCAACACCUGAAAAUUCCCUAGCUAUUGUACCAAUGGGUGAACCUGAGUCUACUACUUCUGUAUCUCAGAACAAUGCCUUGGCCCUUGUUGAUAUGCUUUCACAAAAUAGUAUGCCAAGUGUUCCGGCUGGACAAGCAUUUUCUUCACCUCAAUUUCAACAGCCCCAAAAUUUUCCAUCUAAUCAAUCUCCACUAUAUACAAAUGGUAAUACCCCAAACACUGUGCCACCAGCCCAAUAUGAGCAUCAAACACCAUUUAACCAAGGAGCUACUUCAUCAUGGAAUGGGCAUGUAUCUCAACAGCCGUCAUUGCAGGAUCCACCUCAACCAUCUUAUGGUGCUCCGACAAGCGAUGGACUACCACCGCCACCCUGGGAAUCUCAGACAACAGAUGAUAAUCCAUCAGGAGGUCCUCAAUACUCACAGCAGCAAGGGCUACAACCCAACGAUCAGGGACUGAACAUGUACAUGCAGCAGCCAAUUACUAACAACCAUCUUCCGGCAUUGAACAGCCAGGCUGUCUACCCUCAACAACAAUUUCAAGGACAACAAAUGAUGGGUAUGAUUCCGCAGCAACAAAUUCAACCUCAAAUGUAUCCUCAACAGAUGGCUCAGCAAAUAGCUCAGCAAAUGUACCCUAAUCAUAUGCCACAGCCCUACGGCUAUGUCAACAAUUACGGAUACGGUUAUGGAUAUGGCCCGCAGCAAAAUGCUCAGUUUGUUGAUCAAAGAAUGUCUGGGUUAUCUCUCAACACUGGUACAGUUUACACAGGUCCGUCUAUGGCUAAUGCAUCGUAUGUACAUGUGCCAUCCGGAAAGCCUAUGAAGGCAGAAGACAAACUUUUUGGAGACUUGGUUGAUUUCUCCAAAGUUAAGUCAAACAAAAGCUGAUAAUAGUAUGUUACCGUAUGAUUUAUCGCCCUAUAUACUUGCUUUUUUUUUUUUUUUUUUUUUCUUUUUUAUAAAAAUCCUUUUUAAUCUUUGAUUAACAUUUUUAGUUUAUAUUCUUGUUUCCAGGCUUUAUAUUUGUUUCCAAAUUUUAUUUUCCUUGGAUUUAUGUACAUUACAUGUUUGAGGGGAGAACAUAUGCGAGCUGAAAACACCGCUUUCCAAUAAGGUCUAUAUUUGUUUUGUGCUGGUUUUCAUAUUGUUUCAUCUGUCUGGAAUUUCUGUAUAAAACAUUUGACUUCAUUCUUAUAACCGAACCUUCUAGUUCAGUUUCA